ACGUCACUCGCCUGCCGCCUGAGGCGCGCGCAGCCGCCCAGCUCCCGGAAGUGCGCCCGGAGCCGGCGCCGCGGGCCGAGUGUCCUGGUGAAGACCUAGUUCUUUCCGGAGACAAUUCCACUUCAGAAGUACUUUACUUAAGAGGACUUGCCAGGCUGGACAAUGCCCGUUGACUUGGGGCAGACGCUAGGCCUGCUGCCAUCACUGGCGAAGGCUGAGGACCCCCAGUUCGCAGAAUCCGAUGCUGCCCUUCAAGAGGAACUCUCCAGCCCUGAGACCGCGCGCCAGCUUUUCAGGCAGUUCCGUUACCAGGUGAUGUCUGGGCCUCACGAGACCUUGAAGCAGCUUCGGAAGCUCUGUUUCCAGUGGCUGCAGCCAGAGGUUCACACCAAAGAGCAGAUCCUGGAGAUCCUCAUGUUGGAGCAGUUUCUAACCAUCCUGCCUGGGGAGAUCCAGAUGUGGGUGCGGAAACAGUGUCCAGGAAGCGGAGAAGAGGCAGUGACCCUUGUGGAGAGUUUGAAGGGGGACCCGCAGAGACUGUGGCAAUGGAUCAGUAUCCAGGUUCUAGGACAGGACAUCUUAUCAGAGAAGAUGGAAUCUCCAGGCUGCCAAGUGGGGGAAGUGGAGCCCCAUCUGGAAGUGGUGCCUCAGGAAUUGGGACUUGAGAAUUCAUCGGUAGGGCCCGGGGAGCUUCUGAGCCACAUCGUGAAAGAGGAAUCUGACACAGAAGCAGAACUAGCCCUGGCUGCCUCCCAGCCUGCCCGACCAGAGGAAAGGCUGAUCAGAGACCAGGACCUCGGAGCCUCACUGCUCCCAGCAGCACCGCAGGAACAGUGGAGACAUCUGGAUUCCACUCAAAAGGAGCAAUACUGGGAUCUCAUGCUGGAGACCUAUGGGAAAAUGGUCUCAGGAGCAGGCAUUUCCCAUUCCAAACCUGACCUGACUAAUUCAAUAGAAUAUGGGGAAGAGCUGGCAGGACUGUACCUUCAUGUCAAUGAGAAGAUCCCAAGACCCACCUGCAUAGGAGACAGACAAGAGAAUGACAAGGAGAACCUAAACUUGGAGAAUCACAGGGACCAGGAGCUCCUGCAUGUUUCCUGUCAAGCCUCAGGAGAGGCUCCUUCUCAGGCUUCCUUGAGGGGCUUCUUCAGUGAGGAUGAGCCAGGAUGCUUUGGAGAAGGAGAGAAUCUCCCUGAGGCUCUGCAAAACAUUCAGGAUGAGGGAACAGGGGAACAGCUCUCUCCUCCAGAAAGGAUUUCUGAGAAACAACUAGGUCAGCAUUUGCCUAAUCCUCAUUCAGGAGAAAUGUCCACCAUGUGGCUUGAGGAGAAGAGAGAGACCUCCCAGAAGGGGCAGCCAAGAGCCCCCAUGGCCCAGAAGCUCCCCACCUGCAGGGAGUGUGGGAAGACCUUUUAUAGGAAUUCUCAGCUUGUUUUUCACCAAAGAACUCACACCGGAGAGACAUACUUUCAGUGCACCAUCUGCAAAAAAGCCUUUCUGCGGAGUUCAGACUUUGUGAAGCAUCAGAGAACUCACACAGGAGAGAAGCCCUGUAAAUGUGAUUACUGUGGGAAAGGCUUUAGUGACUUCUCAGGAUUGCGCCACCACGAGAAAAUCCACACGGGAGAGAAACCCUAUAAAUGUCCCAUCUGUGAGAAAAGUUUCAUUCAGAGAUCAAACUUCAAUAGACACCAGAGGGUUCACACAGGAGAGAAGCCUUAUAAAUGUGCGCACUGUGGGAAGAGUUUCAGCUGGAGGUCGAGCCUUGACAAACAUCAAAGAUCCCACUUAGGAAAGAAGUCCUUUAAGUAGCCAGUAACCCAACCCUCUUUCUGUCUCCCAGCCCGUUAAAAAUAUACUCAGCUCCAUCGAGAGGAAUUGUGUCUCUGAGAGGAUACCCCUGUUCAUCUCCUCUUUUCAUGGAUUGGAGAGGAGAGAAUCUGGACAUGGCUUCGGACUUGGUGGAUAUCUUGGAUUGGAUUUCACAAUGGCUUAAAUUCUUGAUUCUGCCUCAGGAGAAAGAAUAGUCUUCAUGUUUCCACUCAUCCUUCCUUUGGACCCACUGGGGAAAAAGUCUAAACUGGAGAUCCAGUUUUAGAAGUGCUUUCUGGGAAGCAUUUAACGGGAUUAGCUGUAGUCACUGCUUAUGGGAAGAACCUCAGAUGAGCCCCUUACAGUGGGUUCUAGAGCAGGUCUUCUGUUCAGAAGCAGAGAAGAGAAGCAUAGAGGGCCAGUGAGCUCACGUGUGUUCUUUGUCAUAGGGGCGGAAAACUCACUUCAAGUGUCCCUUGUUUGAAAUAAACUUAGAGUCACUUUCUAUCUUA
Piliocolobus tephrosceles (Ugandan red Colobus) is the source of this 2324-nucleotide messenger RNA. RefSeq names its product zinc finger protein 18 (gene ZNF18). Gene Ontology annotation, molecular function: DNA-binding transcription factor activity, RNA polymerase II-specific; RNA polymerase II cis-regulatory region sequence-specific DNA binding. The record is from RefSeq and is a predicted model, not a curated record. Gene Ontology annotation, biological process: regulation of transcription by RNA polymerase II. Lineage: Eukaryota; Metazoa; Chordata; Mammalia; Primates; Cercopithecidae. The coding region runs from base 163 to 1812 and encodes 549 amino acids. The transcript has 7 exons.